Messenger RNA from Triplophysa dalaica, 1755 nucleotides. It is a transcript of the gene etsrp, whose product is annotated as ETS1-related protein. Gene Ontology annotation, molecular function: sequence-specific DNA binding; DNA-binding transcription factor activity, RNA polymerase II-specific. Gene Ontology annotation, biological process: cell differentiation; regulation of transcription by RNA polymerase II. The coding region runs from base 137 to 1243 and encodes 368 amino acids. Gene Ontology annotation, cellular component: nucleus. NCBI's taxonomy places the organism in Eukaryota, Metazoa, Chordata, Actinopteri, Cypriniformes, Nemacheilidae. The record is from RefSeq and is a predicted model, not a curated record. The transcript has 8 exons.
CGGAGACACGCCCCAUCGCGCAACGCCUCUUUAUAACGGGCCCGAGUGAAGCACCAACAGUGAACGGACUUGUAAAACAGCGCUUGAGGGUGCAGCAAAUCCUAACUAUCUGGAAUAAGACUCUGAGAAACUUGAGAUGGAAAUGUAUCAAGCUGGAUUUUAUACAGAAGACUUCAGAACUCAAGAAGUUCCUGGUGGAUUUGACUUCAGUUCUCAUGACUACAGUGGUGAAGACCUGUCCUUUUUAUUAGACAGUAAAGGACCAGCCCAGCACCAGUAUCCUGAAACAUACUCUGAGCCCCAUAAGGAGCAUUUACAUGCUUCCAAAGGUAACACUCAGACGAUCAGUUCCACAGACUCUGGACUGUUUAAUCUGGACUCAUUCCCUGAGUUUAAUUGCUGGGCAUCAUACACGAAUAUUCCAGAGGGAAUGAUAGCAGAUAGACAACAGGUUGGCUUUCAAGAGACUGCUCAAACCUACCAGAACCUUGUCCCUCUGUGUCCUCCAGCCCAAAACGGUCCUUUCAGCUCAGGAAUGGACACCAGCAGUCAUUACCAACCUGGAAAAGCUCCAAGAUCAUUGAUCACCAAUAAUUUGGAACAUCUGGGUGAUGCUGAGAGAACAUAUGCUUUGUAUGAAGCCGACCAACAAAGCAGGUCUCCAUAUUGGUCCGACUACCCCUCACCAGGUUACUGCACAUCCAUGCUUGGACAGCCCCCAUCCUCCUCCUCCCCUCCGGUUUCUCAACCCUCAGAGACAUUCUGCCCCCGUGUGGUCAAGAGACGUAGUGCACCAUCUCAAAGAUCAGACAGGGAGGGAGACGUGACACCAAUGUCUGCUUAUCCAGGAUCUGGACCUAUUCAGCUGUGGCAAUUUCUGUUGGAACUUCUGCUGGACUCCGCUUGCCACACCUUCAUCAGCUGGACCGGGGAUGGCUGGGAAUUUAAAAUGUCAGAUCCUGCAGAGGUGGCAAAGAGGUGGGGCCAGUGUAAGAACAAGCCUAAAAUGAACUACGAGAAGCUUAGUCGUGGUCUGCGUUAUUACUACCACAAAAACAUAAUUCACAAAACAGCAGGCAAACGUUACGUCUACCGCUUUGUCUGCGACGUUCAGGGCAUGCUCGGGAAAACGGCACAAGAGGUUUUAGCCAGUCUAAACAUCUCGCCAUCAAAUGCAGGAUCUCCACAGUCUAAAGUAAGCACAACUAGAUCCGAGGAAACCACAGAGUCCUGGGGACAUUAAAGGAGAUCUGUCAGGAUCAAAUAGAACUGACAAACAUCACAAGUCAUGUCGAGGCUUGAAUUCUGACAGCAGCAUUCUAAGAUUGAACAGGAUUUUUUGCAGGAGCGAAAAAACAUUGGGGACUGCAGUUUUAGCAGCCUUGAGACAUCCCAGAUCAGUGAUCAAAUAUGUAUAGCCCCAGUUUGUUUUCUGUUAAUGGAAUACAGUUAGAUGGAUGCCUUAAAACUGUCGUUAGCUACCUCUUUUGAUGUUGGAAUACUAAUUUUGUAAAUGUAUCUUUUCUGUUUUGUAAACUGAUGUUGUGACAUCAGAUUGUGAAUUUUUGUAAAUAAACUGAAUGUUGUCAAUGUAAAUGUUUCUUCACAAAAUGUUGCUGGCCAGUCAUUAAUGUGGAAAUUUUAUAUCAGUAUCACAAAUCUAUACUAUCAAAAGUUGGGCUCACUUUGCAAAAAUAUAUGAUCUUAUGAAGCGACAGUUCACCCAAAAAUAAAACUUCUGUCAUCAUUUACACA